Striga asiatica is the source of this 1030-nucleotide messenger RNA. The record is from the annotation of a GenBank genome assembly. NCBI's taxonomy places the organism in Eukaryota, Viridiplantae, Streptophyta, Magnoliopsida, Lamiales, Orobanchaceae.
CUCUCUCUCUCUCUCUCUCUCCCCAUAAAUAUUUUUCACAUCCCAGCAAAAGGGUUUUCUCAAUUUCCAGUCUUUAAUGGAAAGCCAAGACCCAGGCAGCAAGAAAACCCUUCGCAGGAGCAGCAACAGCCACCUAUCAAUGUCCGACACCGAGUCGACAGCGAGUCAGGUCGAUUCCUGGCACUCGCCCCUCCGAUCCGACUCGCCCUUCCGCUCGGAUGACCCUUACUUCCACCACGAGGCCGAAAACCCCGGCAGCAGGAGCGGCAAAUCGCUAGCAGUGGCCGACAGGUUCUACUCCCCGGGGCCGUCUCCGGAUAAGCCCAACCCGCCGGCGAGCCCCACUGCCGCCGCCGGUAGGGUCAAGGGCUGGCGUCCGUGGCCCCACUCGGAGAAGCUGCCGUCGGGGAACUCCGCCGAUUUUCCGGAGAAGAACUCGGCGGUGGUGCUCGGGGUUAAUAGGUUGGUGAGGGAGGAGCCGCCGGCGGCGGUGAGGAAGGUGGGCGCGGUUUGGGGCGGCGGCGGCCGGCUGGAGGAAGGGUAUGGGGGUGGCGGGGAGGGUCAGUCGAGGGAGGCAGCGGUGGCAGACAUAUUGAGGCGGUCGGAGAGGAAUGUGGCGGUGAAAAAGGUGGCGCUGGUGCUCAGGGUGUUUGAGGUGAUGGCUUGUUUGGUUUCGUUUUCGGUUAUGGCGGCCGACAAGACUCAGGGGUGGAGUGGAGAUUCGUUCGAACGGUAUCUCGAGUACAGAUAUUGUCUAGCUGUGAACGUUAUAGGUUUUGUGUAUUCUGGUUUCCAAGCGUAUUGUCUGGCGUACCAUUUGGGCACAGAGAAGCAUAUGGUGGCCUAUUUGCUGAUGUCAGCAUCGUCAUCAGCAGCUACAAGGGUGACGGACUGGAUUUCAAAUUGGGGCAAAGACGAGUUCACAAUAAUGGCUAGUGCAUCAAUCGCCAUGUCGUUUUUGGCGUUCUUUGCCUUUGCUUUGAGCUCUCUUAUUUCUGGUCACAAUUUCUACAACCGCCAUUCGACUUGA